This is a messenger RNA of Aspergillus sclerotioniger CBS 115572, 765 nucleotides long. RefSeq lists its product as uncharacterized. NCBI's taxonomy places the organism in Eukaryota, Fungi, Ascomycota, Eurotiomycetes, Eurotiales, Aspergillaceae. Bases 47 to 679 code for a protein of 210 amino acids. The record is from RefSeq and is a predicted model, not a curated record. The transcript is spliced from 4 exons.
UUUCCCGGUUCCUGGGGUUCUCAAAGCGACCGCAUGGGCUGCGGGGAUGGUGCUCGCCUGGGCCGUGGCUUGUGUGCUCAUCGUCUGCCUCCAAUGCAUCCCGCUCCGAGGAUACUGGGAUAAGUCCGUUCCAGCCAAGUGUGGGGUCAACGAGAAAGACUACUUUCUGGGAAAGUCCAUCCCUGAUACCGUCACCGAUUUGUUCAUUCUGGUCAUUCCCAUGCAUCCCAUCUGGCACCUCCAUGUCAAUCGCAUGCAAAAAUUGGUUCUCACACUCACCUUCCUAAUCGGAGGCCUCGUGACUGUCAUCUCAAUUAUCCGUCUGGUCUGUCUGCUCGAGAUCGACCUCAGCUCGGAGGAUAUUACAUGGAACUUUGUACCUUACCUGAUCUGGACCUGCGUGGAAUUGAACGUUGGCAUUGUUGCAGCUUGUCUGCCUUGCCUUCGCCCCAUCUACAUCUGGCUGCGUAAGAAAGCUGGAUACUCGACAGGCUCAUCUGGUAGCGAACGGCCGACUCCUGGGACUAAUCGCAAGUCCAGUCGUAGCGGUUGGUCAGGGCGCGAUGAGUACGGGGACCAGGUUCCGAUGCAUGGCAUCAAGUUCCGGCAGGACUUCUUGGUCCAGACUACAACGGCCUCCGACCGUGGGGAUGAGGAGGCCGCGGAGGUCUUACACUAGUCAAUUGGGGCAGGUGGAUGAGAAUAAGCACUAAAUCCUGGCGGAUGUGAUAAUGCGUGUUAGUUACAGCUGACCACCGUUUCGAG